Messenger RNA from Beta vulgaris subsp. vulgaris (sugar beet), 6057 nucleotides. RefSeq lists its product as uncharacterized. Lineage: Eukaryota; Viridiplantae; Streptophyta; Magnoliopsida; Caryophyllales; Amaranthaceae. Bases 3105 to 4121 code for a protein of 338 amino acids. The record is from RefSeq and is a predicted model, not a curated record. The transcript has 4 exons.
UUGCUAGCCUUUUGGCUGCGGAAUACGUUAGUCCACAUACAUCAGACCCACCAGAAAUAACAUUGAUUACCUUUACGUGCGUGGGCGACGUAGGAGGGUCGGACUGCGUGGUAUUCCUACCGAAGGACGCUUUACCUUUAUCGCUCAAGAGGUCUUUAAGAUGCCCCUUAUUAAGCAUGAACGCGACCUCUCGUCAUAGCGCAAUGCACUCCUCCGUCUUAUGGCCAUGGUCAUGAUGGAACUAACACCACUUUGUUUGAUCUUUUUGCACAUCCGGUCGGUCGCUCUUUUUUGGCCAACGAACUAGUGCUCCGAUUUUGGAUAAAGCAUUCACGAUGCCUCCGACAUCGACGGAAAAUCCAUAGGAGUCUAGAUCGGGGAAGGUCGGCGACUCCGUCCUUGCGUCGUUACCUGCAUUUUCGACAACGUCUGUAACAUUGUUUACCUGGUUUGAACGACUAUAAGGGUGGCUUUGCCAAUUGUUCUUCUUUGGGACGAAAGCCUUCCAGUCAGAAGGGGUCUCCGGUGCACGUUGUGUGGUUAUGGUGUUGAGGAUGGCAUCGUCUUCCUCCAAUCUCAUCUAUGCUAACGCUCGCGACUUGACUUCCUCGAACGUCUGGCACGGGUGCUUCGUCAAACGGUUGUAUAGCUUUGAUUGCAAGAUUAAUCCUUUCCUGAAAUAUUCAAUAGCAGUCUUAGUAUCAAGAUCUUUAACGCUAAUCAUUUCUUUGUUAAAGAGAUUAUAAUAAUCGCGAACAGAUUCUUUAGGUCCUUGAACGACGCCAUAUAGGUCGCUCGUAUGCUUUUCUAGGCUACGACUGCCUUCGAACUUCUCAUAGAACUUAUUGACUAGGGUGGAAAAAUUGCACAUGCAGGCCUGAGAGAUCCGAGCCACUUGAGAGCGGGACCGGUGAGCGUGGCUCCAAAAGACUUGCACAUGCAGGCCUCUACCAAAUGCCAAGGAAUUGACGCUUGCUACAUCUGCUGCUUGUAUUGCGUGACAUGCUCGCCUGUAUCGGCUGAACCAUCAUAACUAGCAGCUAGGGUAGGUAGGUUGAGCUUCUUGGGAAGCACGACCCUUGAGAUCCUAUCGACGAAUGCAUCUCCGUCGGGAUGCUCCACGAUUCAUGAUGUUGGGGCUCCAGGGAGCUGGGACAUGAGCUUCAUCAAGCGCUUAUUUUGCUUUUCAAUCUUGGCCAUGCAUUUUGUCAUAUGAUUCGCUUCUCCUUCACCUUGGUCAUUCUCUUCAUUGUUCAAGGGCUCUUCAUCCUCGGGCUCUUCGUCGUUUUCAGGCUCCUCAUCAUCUGUCUCGGAAAGGUUCCCCAUCAAAGGGAUGUCGUUCAGAUUAGCACGACGUCGGACCUUCGAAGCUUUGGACGAUGCUAACUCUUCUUGCUAUUUCUGGAUCCUCUCCUGCGAUGUCGUAAAGUCGGUAGCUAGCCGCUCAUUAGCUUGCUUCAUCUCGAGCAUUUCUGCUCUCAUUUGUUCGUAUUGUCUCUGCACUUCCUUGAUUUUAGGUGUUUCUCCCAUUUGAUAGAUUUUGAACAGUAGAUGGUCUGGUUAUGCCCCACGGUGGGCGCCAAAUUGUUUAUGCUAAAAUGUAUCACUCACGACGAAAUUAAAGUUUUGGGACGAUUUAACCAGAUUAUGUUAAAGACAAUGCGACAAAAGAAUGCAAAGGGGAUCAAAGAGGAUGAACACACAAAAAUGGUGACGCGGAAAACCCCAAUGAAGGUGGGUAAAAACCCGUGGGUGGUUGGAGAUCCACCAAACUAAUAUAGUUCACUAUCUUUCUUAGUGACUGACUGUCGUUACAAGAAUGUUAAGUUCUCUCUAGUGCUCUUCCAAUUAUAUUGCGUAAAAAACUUGUCAAUGACCUCUCUCUCCCUUUUAUAUGCCCUCUUUUUUCCUUGGCUUUUUCUCAACGAAUACAAAAAUGAAUUCACUAAUUAUUACAUUAACUUCGCGCUUUAAUCAUGGGAGAUCUUCUAUGCUUACGCUCCAACGUCUUGAUUUGUGCUUUUUAACGGUUGAAUUUAUGGCUCAUAACACUCCUUCCUUAUUUAGCUGGACCGUUACCACUUAAUGCUCCGCUCCAAUCUCGCGUCCUUCACUGUGUCUUCGGGUCACAUUUACUUCGUCAUCAUGUCAGAUGGCACCACGUCAUCGAGUCAUCGUGUCGUUGCGUCAGUGUCGCCCUGUCAAAAAAUUCAGGCAUAAAGUAACACUAUUCAACAUUAAGUCGAACGCUGGUUGGACGGACUAUAGUUUCACAUCAUUGUUGGAAGAAGCUGAUAUGCGCCCUGGUGGAAAUGAACUGCCAAAGUCGUACUAUUAUGCGAAGAAGCUGAUGUGUCCUUUCGGUUUAAAGUACGAGAGGAUACAUGCUUGUCCUAAGGAUUGUGUGCUUUAUCGUAAUGAGUAUGAGCAUUUGCAUGAGUGUCCACGUUGUGGAUUGUCGAGGUACAAGUGUGAAGGAGCUGGAGGUAGUGAAGGACCACCAGCUAAGGUGUUGUGGUAUCUACCCAUAAUACCUAGAUUUAAUUAAGCGCAUGUUCUCAAUUAAAGGAGAUGCGAAGAAUUUGAGGUGGCAUGCAGAUCGUAUGAAGAAAGAUGGUAUGCUCAAGCAUUCGGCUGAUUCGCCUGAGUGGAAAACUAUCAACAGGGUGCAUAAGGCAUUUGGUAAUGAGGAUAGGAAUCUGAGGCUUGGAUUAUGUACGAAUGGCAUGAACCCUUUUGGCAAUCUCAGUUCGCAGCAUAGUACAUGGCCAGUAAUUUUAGUGGUUUAUAACUUGCCUCCUUGGUUGUGCAUGAAACGCAAGUACAUGAUGUUGUCGCUUCUUAUAUCGGGGCCCAAACAGCCUGGAAAUGAAUAGAUGUAUACCUCCAGCCGCUUGUUGAAGAUUUACAGAAGAUGUGGAACGAAGAAGUGUUAGUAUUUGAUGCGUAUGCUAAUGAGAUGUUCACUCUGCAUGCCAUGAUUUUUUGUACUAUGAACGAUUAUCCAGCUUAUGGGAACUUAUCUGGGUAAAAGACUAAAGGAAAACAACCCUGCCCAAUUUGUUUGGAUGACAUGAAAUAUACACACCUUAAGGGCUGCAAAUAUGUGUAUAUGCGCACACGAAUGCUCCUCAGCCGCGACCAUCCCUAUCGGUUUAAGAAGAAGGCAUUCGAUGGGACGGUUGAAGAAGCUAGAAGUUGCUCAUAGACCAUUAACUAGUACUGAAGUUUAUAAUCAGGUGAAGGGCAUUGAGACAUUUAUUGGUAAACCUACUAGUGAGGUUGAUCGACCUACAGGAUUAUGGAACAAGCAGUCCAUUUUUUGGAAACUCCCAUAUUGGAAAGAUCUAAAGGUCAAAAAUUGUUUGGAUGUCAUGCACAUAGAGAAGAAUGUUUGUGAAGCUAUUCUCGCGACACUUAUGAAUAUUCCGGGCAAGACAAAAGAUGUUAAGGCGUCACGACUUUACUUGGAAAAACAGGGGCUUCGACCAGAGUUGUGGGCUCAGAAAAGGGACGGAAGGAAGAAGAAAAUAGUGGAGGAAAGGGUUGAUGAUGAAACUCAUAAAAGUAAAAAUAAGGUGGAGGAUUCGGAGAAGAAUUAUUUGCCACCAGCUUGCUACACGAUCUCGCGUGCAGAGAAACGGAUUUUUUGCGAGUCAUUGUAUGGCAUUAAGGUCCCAACUGGCUACUCAUCGAAUAUGAAGCGCUUUGUUACCUUAAAUGGUGAGUUGAAGUUAUCGAGUAUGAAAUCGCACGAUUGUCAUGUCAUGAUUCAAGUAUUCUUACUGAUUGCAAUUCGUGGGAUACUUCCAAAGCAUGUGAGGCACACCAUUAAAGAAUUGUGUUCAUUUUUUCAUACAAUAUGCAGCAAAGUCCAAGAAUCGUCGACCCUCGAUUCCUUGCAGGCCAGAGUAGUUGAAACUCUAUGCAAAUUUGAGAUGUAUUCCCCCCCCGCAUUCUUUGACAUUAUGGUCCAUCUCAUUGUCCAUAUAGUUCGAGAAAUUAAGUUGUGUGGUCUAGUGUUUUUGAGGUGGUGCUAUCCUUUUGAGAGAUUUAUGGGAACUUUGAAGGAUAAAGUCAGCAACAACAAGAUGGACUUGCAUGUGGGUAUUACAUCAUGAGGUUCAUGUUCGAUAUCGUCAACCGUUGCACUAAAUUUGAUGAUCUUCAAAAGGUCUUAACCCAAAACUGUUGUCGCAUCGUGACGAAUCUCAGAGUCUCUGUGACAAAAUUUCUAAAGGUAUCAGAGGAAGACAGAUAGUUCAAAAGGAUUCUAUUUGCUUCUCAAGACAGUUAUUCAUUUAUAGCAUCUGGUUCAUCACAGUCGCGCCCUAGGGGGAGUUUGGAUGGGCAAGCGCUAGCUGAGGUGCUGCGCAAAUGUAAGAGGGAGUCCUCUACUGACGCGGCGUCGUUGUCGUCAGCGUCGACAAAGAAGGACACAGCGGUCGCCGUCCACUUAGACGAUGAGCAUGACGUCGCGUCUAAAACGCGUAAAACUGACUUACUGGCCCCUCCAGACAAGAGAGGUCCUUCCUACACUGUGACCGUCCCUAACGACUUCAUGUCGUUGGAGAGGUCCAUAUGGCCUGAGGCUGACAGGUUCCUUUUCCCCAGCGCAAUGGAAAGGAUCAAGGACCAUACUCUUCCCCGUAUGAUGUCAGAUGGGCUAGAACUCCUAUUCCAGUCUUCUCAACAUCUCCUAAUAGCUAAGAGGGAGAUCUCAUCUCUACUGAAGGGUCAUCUGUCCAUGAAGUAGAGAAUGGAGAAGGCUGAAUUGGACGCGAAGUUCAAAGGCGGUGAGGUUGAGUCUUGCAAGAAGGCCAUGGAGGAUAUGGGAAAAGUCCUAAAGAAGAAUGGGGAGGAGCUGGAAGAGAUUAGGCAGAGGGCGACUAAGCUGGAGGAAUCUUCGCGUCAGGAAAUCGCAACGCUCCAGGCGAGCGUUGACGCACAGAAGAAUGAGCUGGAUAUGCUCGAGGCUGAAGUGACGACCAGGGUCAGGGCUAAGCUGAUGCAUCAAUUCCUAAUCAAAAAGACGUCGUCGUGGACGCCACAUAAGGACAUUGACCUAUUCCUCAAGUACAUGGGGUCCAUGAAGCAUCUGAUGGACGAGGAAAACCUGGCUGCGAUGGCGGACUCUUCAUCAAAAGUUGAUGAGAACACCCCGUCCUGUGCCGGGUUCAUAGCGUCAGACGUGCCGCCUGACCCUAAAACUGAGAAGGAAGCUCCAUCCACUGUCUUGCCAGCUGUUGCGUCAGAGUAGGAGGAAGCUGAAGACGCCCCUGACGUUUAAUUUUUAAGCACUCUAUAUCAUGCCCCUGUCACUUAAACUUUUAAUCAAACUUUGUUCUAGGUCACUCGAAGGAGUGACUGUUUGUAUUGUAAUUUUGGGUCACCUAUGGGGGUGACCAGAACUUUUUAUCAUUCGAACUUUUGGGUCACCUAUAGGGGUGACCAUUACUUUGCUGCUUUUGAACUUUAACAAUGUUAAUCUUUUGUCCUUACUUUGCAUCGUAUGCAUGUGUCUCAGUCGUUAUUUUGACGUUUCUAGAGGAUAGUCAUGCACUCAGUAAGCCAUCUUUGGUCGUUUAGACGCAAUAUUUGGACUAAAUGACUUUAGAAUACACAUAGGAAAUGCAUAGAUACUUACGUGUGUCUGUCAGAGAGAUAGAUGAAAUGUCAUAAGCAGUUAUAGCUUUAAAAUGAUAGUGCCCCUGUCGUAGCGUCAGCUGAAGCAAUAGUGGACCAAAAGACUUUAUAUGGUAGUAAAAUGCAAGUAUGCCUGAUGUCUUAUAAAAAAUCGUCGGAACGUUAACGAGAUGGACGGGAACAGCUUCCCUGAAAUUCAACAAUACCCAGUGAGAGAACACUAUGGUCGCUAGCAGCUAGCGACACAGAUAUAAUAGCAUUAUCACCUAUAUCUUUUUUUAUUUUUUACAACGAAUGGGAAAACAAAAUUUAUUACUUAGCUUAAAAGAAGUAUCGUUUGAGGUGUGUGGCAUUCCAGCUACGUGGCACGGAGCUUCCGUCACAUCGGACCAAUUGGUAGGCUCCGUUGCC